UGACGGGAUCACUUUCUCCCAUCGAACCUUCUAGUUGCUUGUUGCAGCUUUGCCUUCUCAGUACUCUGCUGUUACUCAAGAAGGUACCAUCAAGAACAAGGACAACAUGGAAGCCAAGUCGCUAACUACCUGGUCCCAGACACUGGUGACUUUUGACGAUGUGCUUGUGGACUUCACCAGGGAGGAGUGGAAGCUGUUGGACGCUGCUCAGCAGAUCAUGUACAAAGAUGUGAUGUUGGAGAACUAUAAGAACCUCCUUUCCUUGGGGCAUCAGCUUCCUAAGCCAGAUGUGGUCCUUCGGUUGGAGAAAGGGGAAGAGCCCUGGCUGGCAGAGAGAGGGAUUCACCAAGAGACCCCUCCAGAUUUGGAGACUGCAGUUGAAAUUAAAUCAUCAGUUUCCAGUAAGAGCAUGGCUAAAGAUAAGCAAUCCUGUGACAUUAAAAAGGAAGGAAUGGCAAACAGUGAUCUCUGGUAUUUAUCAUUAGAGGAAGUCUGGAAAUGUGAAGACCAGCUGGACAAAUAUCAGGAAAACCAGGAGAGACAUUUGAGGCAAGUGGCAUUCACCCAAAAGAAAUUACUUAGUCAGGAGAAGGUCUGUGAAAGUGGUAAAUACGGGGGAAAUUGUCUUCUUCCUGCUCAGCUAGUACUGAGAGAGUAUUUCCACAAACGCGAUUCACAUACUAAAAGUUUAAGACAUGAUUUAGUUCUUAGUGGUCAUCAGGAAGGCUGUGCAAGCAACAGUAAUGAAUGUGGUCAAACCUUCUGUCAAAACAUUCACCUUAUUCAAUGUGGAAGAACUCACAUGGGAAAUAAAUCCUACCGAUGUCCUGAUAAUGGUAACUCUCUUGCUCAUGGUACAUCUCUUGGCAUAUCAAAGGGCAUACAUAGAGAGAAACCCUAUGAAUGUAAGGAAUGUGGAAAAUUCUUCAGCUGGCGCUCUAAUCUGACGAGGCACCAGCUUAUUCAUACUGGGGAGAAACCCUAUGAGUGUAAAGAAUGUGGAAAAUCUUUCAGCCGGAGUUCUCACCUCGUUGGACAUCAAAAGACUCAUACCGGUGAGGAACCCUAUGAAUGUAAAGAAUGUGGAAAAUCCUUCAGCUGGUUUUCUCACCUCGUUACCCAUCAGAGAGCUCAUACGGGGGACAAACUGUACACGUGCAAUCAGUGUGGGAAAUCUUUUGUUCAUAGUUCUAGGCUUAUUAGGCACCAGAGAACGCAUACUGGAGAGAAGCCCUACGGGUGUCCUGAAUGUGGGAAAUCUUUCAGGCAGAGCACGCAUCUCAUUCUGCAUCAGAGAACUCAUGUGAGAGUGAGGCCCUAUGAGUGUAAUGAAUGUGGGAAGUCUUACAGCCAGAGAUCUCAUCUCGUUGUGCAUCACAGAAUUCACACUGGACUGAAACCUUUUGAGUGUAAGGAUUGUGGAAAAUGCUUUAGUCGGAGCUCUCACCUUUACUCACAUCAAAGAACCCACACUGGAGAGAAACCAUAUGAGUGUCAUGAUUGUGGAAAAUCCUUCAGUCAGAGUUCUGCUCUCAUCGUGCAUCAGAGAAUACAUACUGGAGAGAAACCGUAUGAAUGUUGUCAGUGUGGGAAAGCCUUCAUCCGUAAGAAUGACCUCAUUAAGCAUCAGAGAAUUCAUAUUGGAGAAGAGACCUAUAAAUGUAAUCGAUGUGGCAUUAUCUUCAACCAGAACUCUCCAUUUAUAGUCCAUCAAAUAGCUCACACUGGAGAGCAGUUCUUAACAUGUAAUCAGUGUGGGGCAGCACUUAUUAAUAGCGCUAAGCUUAUUAGAUACCAAACAAAUCAUAUUAGAGAAAACAGUUACUAG
This is a messenger RNA of Propithecus coquereli (Coquerel's sifaka), 1828 nucleotides long. RefSeq names its product zinc finger protein 10 (gene ZNF10). The record is from RefSeq and is a predicted model, not a curated record. NCBI's taxonomy places the organism in Eukaryota, Metazoa, Chordata, Mammalia, Primates, Indriidae. The coding region runs from base 107 to 1828 and encodes 573 amino acids. The transcript is spliced from 5 exons. Gene Ontology annotation, biological process: regulation of transcription by RNA polymerase II. Gene Ontology annotation, molecular function: RNA polymerase II cis-regulatory region sequence-specific DNA binding; DNA-binding transcription factor activity, RNA polymerase II-specific.